AUUCGACGAUUUCCCGGAACCGAACGCCGCCGAUCCGGCGAUUGCGUCCACGGUGACAGUGCCCAAGCCCAACCCAAGCCCGUUCAUAAGUGGCAUCGUAUCCAUUCUCUGUUCGUCUUCCUCGAUCCGAAACGGAAAACUAGUAAACCACCCUCCCACCCCGCGUGCUCCGUGCUCAUUCCCCAUCUCGUCUCCUCCCAACCCAAACGACAAAACCCUAGCCUCCUCUUCCGUGUGAUGGGAUGCCGUCCAAACCCUACCCCGACACCCUGACCUCCUCUUCUUCCUCCGCCGCCGUCGCCCCCGCGACCUGGAUGUCCGCAUCCGCAUGGACGGCGCCCGAGUCCUGAUCGCCGCCGGUGCCACCGCCGUCUGCUGCCUCGCCUGCGCCUUCUGGGUCUUCCACUCCUCUUCCUCCUCCUCCUCCUCCUCCCCCGCAUCCUCAAAGAAGCACCAAUCCCCUCCCGCCAACUGCUGCGGCUGCGCCUCCUGCGGCUGCCGCGACGCCAAGUCCGCCAACGGCGACAUGGCUGUGGGCGGGGAGAACAAGAAGAAGGCGUCGGAGCCGGCUCCGCCUGAGACGCCCUCCAUGAUGGAGCAGCUCGUGCCGGAGAUCACCACCCACGCUCUCAGCUACCUCGACUACACCAGCCUCUGCCGUCUCUCCAUGACCAACUCAGCCAUGCGCCGCGCGGCCAACGACGACGGCGCCUGGAAGGCACUGUACCACAAGGAUUUUACGGUGGAGCAGGGUACUAUAAAUCCUCCUAAUGGAUGGAAGGCAUACUAUGCAGCUACAAAAGCCAUCAUUAACCUUAAUGCAGAGUUCUACAAUAUCAUCAGGGAAGGGGCCUUGCCAGCAAUGAGCCGUUUUUGGCUUAAUGCAGACUAUGUCAAGUGUAUUCAUGCGACUGGGGAGUUCUGCACUGGAUACAACGCAGUGAUGGAGAGCUGGGGCCUGCUAUUCAACUGGGGCCAAGAUGGAGGGCAGGGCAUUGCCUUCCAGAUAAGGGAUGUCCGUGUCCGUGUGCUCGGUGAGGUGGCAUGGGUUAACAUGAAGGCGAAUGUCGACGUUGACCCAGUGCUGUUCCAUGUUACCAACGUGUAUGAGCUCUGGAACGGCAGGUGGUAUAUGGUCCAUCACCAUAGCUCGCUGAUGGCUGACCCUGCUCCGCAUAAUAUGUUUGGGUGAAGCUGGAGGAGAAGAACAGCAAGAAACCUUUGGGAUGAAAAUUCGGUGGUGAAUGUUUGGUGUGGUAUGCUUCUUGACCGGAAAUAGAUUGUCGGAUGUAUUCGAAGAGAGAUUCCCUUCCCCCCCUUCUCCGUUGUGGAUCUGCUGUUUGUUUAUAUUACUCCUCUGGAUCUGCGUUCCGCAGUUUUGUACAAAUGUGUUUUAGGUGUUAUUAAAACUUAAAUCGGUGAAUGGAAGGUUAUGGUGCCCUGUGGGUCGCGGGCUCGCGGCUGACUUUGAUUUA
This is a messenger RNA of Sorghum bicolor (sorghum), 1475 nucleotides long. RefSeq names its product F-box protein SKIP8. Gene Ontology annotation, molecular function: protein binding. The transcript has 3 exons. The record is from RefSeq and is a predicted model, not a curated record. NCBI's taxonomy places the organism in Eukaryota, Viridiplantae, Streptophyta, Magnoliopsida, Poales, Poaceae. Bases 329 to 1192 code for a protein of 287 amino acids.